Acanthosepion pharaonis is the source of this 2802-nucleotide messenger RNA. The record is from the annotation of a GenBank genome assembly. NCBI's taxonomy places the organism in Eukaryota, Metazoa, Mollusca, Cephalopoda, Sepiida, Sepiidae.
AUGGAGGGAUUUGGGCGUGGUGGCCGUGGAGCAGCACUGCUCCAGGCACUCAAAGAAAAAAACAGUAAUGAGCUUCAACAGCCUCCAGGACAGAGAAGUCUUGGCCGAGGCAUUUUCUCUUCAAUGUCCCCUUUGACCCCAGAUCAGACUGUGCCAACACCAUCUCUGGUUCCUGCUCAGCCAGCAAAACCUGCAGGACGCGGACUAGCUGCUAUGCAGGCAUUGCUUGAGGCUUCCAGAGCUAAAGAAUCCACCACCGCUUCUGCUAGAUAUCAAAGUAAUAUUGCAGGCUUAGGCAGAAGCCGUGGUCUUGCUUUUGUGGCUGCAGCAGCAGCAGCAAACGCUCCUUCUAAUAUAGACAUUAAGAGAGGGGCAUCAGGUGAUAUGACAUCUCCUGAAACUGACAGUGGCAGGUGCACAAUUUCUCCUCAUUCCUCACUGGAUAUCCACCCUGAAGAAAGUGAUGCACAAUCAGCUCUUAGGAAACAAUUUAAAGGACUGGAUAUUGAGCCUCAAACUCGUGGAAGGAAUGGAAAAGAUGGAAAACCGAUCAGCCUUUCUGCCAACUACAUAAAAAUCAUUUGCAAGAAUGAGAGUGUCUUCCAGUAUCAUGUAUCAUUUUCACCUGAAAUUGAUAGCAAAAGUAUGAGAUACAGAAUGUUGUAUGAACAUUGUGAUGUCACGGGAAAAACAAGAGCAUUCGAUGGAGCAAUUUUAUAUCUGCCUAUAAAGCUACCUAAUCCGGAGACAGUACUGACUUCAACUCGGUCAACUGAUGGGGAUAUUAUUACCAUAACCAUAAAAUUGGUAAAAGUACUUAAACCCGAGUCUUGUACUCCUUUGUACAAUAUUAUCUUUCGAAGGAUAAUGAGCAUUCUUCAAAUGAAACAAGUGGGGAGGUAUUACUACAACCCAAACUCACCAACUGCCAUUCCUCAGCACAAAUUGGAAAUCUGGCCAGGUUAUAUCACUGCCAUCAAGGAGCAUGAUGGUGGUCUUAUGCUGAUGGCUGAUGCUUCUCAUAAAGUUCUUCGGAAAGAAACCAUACUAGAUGUGAUGUAUUCUUUGUACAAAAAAGAUAUCAGUAGAUUUCAAGAUGAAAGCAUGAAGACAAUCAUUGGCUCUGUUGUCCUAACAAGGUACAAUAAUAAAACUUACAGAAUAGAUGACAUUUCAUGGGAGAUGACCCCAAAAGAUACAUUUCAAUCCAGUUCAGGAGAAAGUAUUAGUUUCAUAGACUACUACAGAAAACAAUAUGGGCGUGAAAUCCGAGACACUAAUCAACCAUUAUUACUUCAUAAACCAAAGAAAAAGAAAGUUCCUCCUGGGUGUGUUGCUCCCAAAAGUGAAUUGAUAUGUUUAAUUCCUGAGUUCUGUUAUAUGACAGGGCUGACAGAUGAUAUGAGAUCUGAUUUCAAAGUGAUGAAGGAUAUUGCUGCUCACACUCGGGUCACACCAAUGCAAAGACAAAUGACACUCAAAAAAUUUGUUGAGUCUAUUAAAUCUAGUGCAGACGCUAGGCAGCAACUCGAGGACUGGGGUCUCUACCUUGAGAAGAGCACAAUAAAUAUUGAAGGCCGGUGCUACAAUCCAGAAAAGAUCUUUAUGCAAGGGAAAGAAUUUCUGGCAACACCUGAAGCUGACUGGGGUCGAGAUCUAAACCGUGCUGCUGUGAUUACACCUGUGGCUCUAAGAAAUUGGGUUGUGCUCACCUGUAAACAAGAUGUUGGCAAGUCAAAAGACUUUAUUACAAUGAUGAUGAAAGUAACUGGACCAAUGGGUAUUGAUGUGAACAACCCCAGGACAAUUGAAAUAAGGGAUAAUAGAACGGAGACCCUCAUUCGCUUGUUACGAGAAACCAUUAACAGUAAGCUUCAACUUGUUGUGAUCAUCUUUCCAACAAGCCGGAAUGAUAAAUACAGUGCAGUGAAGAAACUGUGUUGUGUUGAAUGUCCCAUCCCAUCUCAGGUUAUCAUUGCCAGGACGAUUGCCCAGCAACAAAAACUACGGAGUGUGACACAGAAAAUAGCUCUGCAGAUUAACUGUAAAUUGGGUGGGGAUCUCUGGGCUGUAGAUAUUCCAAUGCGUAACCUAAUGGUUGUUGGUAUAGACGUGUAUCACGAUUCUUCAAAAGGUCAUAGGUCAAUUGGAGCUUUUGUAGCUAGCACUAACCACACUUUCACUCGGUGGUUCAGUCGAGUUUGUUUCCAGCAACCACAUCAAGAAUUGAUUGAUGGUCUUAAAGUCUGCCUUAUUAGUGCACUCACUAAAUACCAUGAGCUCAAUCAUGCUUUGCCACGUCAUAUUGUUGUGUUUCGAGAUGGAGUCUCUGAUAGUCAGUUGUCUGUAGUAUCCGGUUAUGAGGUUGAACAACUGUCUAAAUGUUUCUCCCAUUUUGGUGACAGCUACAGCCCUGUACUAACAGUAAUCAUUGUCCAGAAAAGAGUAAAUACCCGAAUAUUUGUCAACCAGCGAAGUGUAAUGGAAAAUCCACCUCCUGGUACAAUCGUUGAUCACUUUAUUACCAGAAAACAAAAGUAUGAUUUUUUCCUGGUGAGUCAGCAUGUGCGUCAGGGUACAGUCACCCCAACCCACUACAUUGUCGUCCAUGAUACAUCAGAUAUGCAGGUGAACCAUGUGCAACGUCUUACCUACAAAAUGACCCAUCUUUAUUAUAACUGGCCUGGAACGAUAAGAGUUCCUGCUCCUUGCCAGUAUGCUCACAAGCUGGCCUAUCUGGUUGGGCAGAGCAUUCACAAGGAACCAGCCCAAAAGUUGGGAGAUCGUCUCUAUUUCCUUUAA